AUGCCAGCCAGCCUGCACGCUCCUGCGAGCCUGCGCGCUCCCAUCGCGGACGGGGCGCGCCGCCAGCGCCUCCCCGCGCGCACGAGCGUCGCUGCGCGGGCGCGCGGCUUCGGGCGCACCUCUGACGCCUCGGCGCAGCGCGCUGGAGACAGCGCGGAUGGAGACGGCGCUGCGGGGACAGCUGGGACGGCGCAGAAGCCGGGCAUCGCGGGCCCGGGCGACCGCGACCCCCCCGGCGCCCCUGCGGCACGAAUGAAGGCGGAGACUUCUGCGGGGCCCGGCGCGCCCGGGGGCGAUGCUGCGCAGCGCGAUGCGGCGCUCGAGCCGCUGCCCGAGGUGGGCCGCGCGCGCGUCCUCGGCGUGUGCGCCGCGACGUCGGGGGCGAUGGCCGUCGGGGCCGCUUUGCUGCACCCACUGAUCCCCAUCGUUUCCGGGGCGCUCGGCGCCGAUGCCGACCGCGUGUACGCUCUCAGCGACGGGUUCGGAUCCUCAGGGGCCGUCGGUGUCGCCGCCGCCGUCGCUGGAGCCGCAGCGGUCACGGCGGGGCGCGUAUUCCUGCUCGACAACAACGCGGACUUCAAGGCUGCGUCUGACCGCAGCAACGCGCAGGUCCUGUCGCCGCUGUCCUGGAUCGACCUCCCCGUCGUCGCCGUGCUCCCGGGAUCGUCGGAGGAGGCGCUGUUCCGCGCGUCGUUGAUUCCUAUGCUGGGGGGGGGCUGGCCCGCCGUGGCUGCGUCCGGGGCCGCGUUCGGGGCCUUGCAUGCCGGCGGCGGGCGCAACGCGGUCUUCGCGACGUGGGCUGCGGCCGUGGGCGUGCUGUACGGCGCGCUGAUGCUCUGGACGGGCGACUGCCUCGUGCCGAUCGGCGCGCACGCGGGCGCCAACUUGGCCGCGGCGGCGCUGUGGAAGUCGCAGAAUCCGCGCAGGAAGGGCAAGGGGAAGGGCAGGAAGUGA
This is a messenger RNA of Pedinophyceae sp. YPF-701, 954 nucleotides long. The record is from the annotation of a GenBank genome assembly. NCBI's taxonomy places the organism in Eukaryota, Viridiplantae, Chlorophyta, Pedinophyceae.